Messenger RNA from Actinia tenebrosa (Australian red waratah sea anemone), 1322 nucleotides. RefSeq lists its product as uncharacterized. The record is from RefSeq and is a predicted model, not a curated record. NCBI's taxonomy places the organism in Eukaryota, Metazoa, Cnidaria, Anthozoa, Actiniaria, Actiniidae.
UGCUCAUCUCGUGAAAUGCUCAUUCAGUCUUUAGACAAUAAUCUGGCUGGUGAGGAGGUUACGCUGGUAACUACAUAUCUUUGAUAUUUCUUUUACUUUAUUUUGACGACGAAAUCGGCGUCUCGUCUUUAAGCCAAAACAAGUUGGCACUGAGGCCCACGGAGUUGAUCGCAGGUCAAAAACAGAAUGUGAAGAUGUUUAUAACAGUGUUGUAUGGUGACUACCAGUCGUUGCUCUGCAAUCCUAGCUGUAGUGUUAUCAAUUUACUUGAUAAUAUCAAGGAAAGAUGUGGUUUUGGAGAGAUGAAUAAAGAGCUUGACUUGACCGACGAAACAGGUCUUGUUCUAGAGCUGACAGACCACAAGAAAGACGACGCAUCAAAGUACCUGACCAUCAAGGGCGAAUACAUACUAGUAGAGAAGAGAGUGAUUUCAAUCCCCUCCACUGAUCCAAACGAGUCAAGUCCACAACAAGAAAUUACAUACAUCCCUUUACUUAAGAGACUAAGCGAGAAGUUUCCUCACUAUGAGGCAAGAGUUGCGCAGAAAAUUCCUAGUCCGGGAAUAUUGAAUUCUGGAAAGACGAAAUCGAAGCGAGGACGACGACGAAAAGGAAAUGUGGAUUAAUUUUUGAAAUGCUCAUUAAAUUGGUACAUGCAUGUAAAAAGACUAAAAAACUUCACCGGCACGUGAGGUGUUUAGACACAUAGCUUAGUAUAUCUUACCGGCACAAAAAGCGAGGAAGCCGGGCUUGAAUAUGAUUUUGACAGUGGACUAAUUCGACGAUACGGUGGCUAUCUUGGAUUGCAAGGCAAUACGGGGCGUUCAGGGGGCACACAGAACUUUGUUACAGUAAAAGCUCACCACAAGAGAAUACGGUAAAAGAUGAAUUAAGACGGCACAUCGAUCACCUUUACCCAUAAAAGAAUGACAAACACACGAAGCUUUAUAUAUUUUUCGUCAUCUGUUUUUAGUUUUACCCCUGGCAAGAUGGCCGCCGUAUCGUCGAAGCGGUCCCUUCGAAGAUAUGAAAUGGGAAGUUUACACUAGCCAGAUACAGUAAAUGGCAAAAAGGAAUCCCAGUACAUACACUAUAAAUAGAAAAGACAGUUUUUGAUUGCGUUCCACCACUGAAGAUGUGUUGUGCCAUCUUCGAUAAAGUGCCAGCCAACUCUAUUUAUUGUUAGUUAGAAAAUUAUACUUUUCUCAACUAUAUUUAAGAAAUUAGAGUUUUUCCCCUGUUAUAAAAGUAAUAUCAAUUAAUAUGGACUUUUAUAGUAAACCUCUUUAGAAUAAGUAAAUGAAAAUAUAUUUGUUUUUGCA